Messenger RNA from Gregarina niphandrodes, 2988 nucleotides. Its product is annotated as phosphofructokinase. NCBI's taxonomy places the organism in Eukaryota, Apicomplexa, Conoidasida, Eugregarinorida, Gregarinidae. Gene Ontology annotation, biological process: response to glucose; glycolytic process; fructose 6-phosphate metabolic process. Gene Ontology annotation, cellular component: cytosol. The record is from RefSeq and is a predicted model, not a curated record. Gene Ontology annotation, molecular function: diphosphate-fructose-6-phosphate 1-phosphotransferase activity; 6-phosphofructokinase activity; ATP binding. The transcript has a single exon. The coding region runs from base 1 to 2988 and encodes 995 amino acids.
AUGAUUGCCGAGCCCGCGACUUGUUCUCCUAUGCAGGCCAUGCGUCGUGCCUGGAAGCCGGUAUUGCCUGAAGCCCUAAGGGCACCGGUGGUGGCGGAGACGGACGAGUCGGUGAGUCCAGUGGUGAAGGACGCUGCAGUCUUAGCCGAGAAGUUCCCGAAUACGUGGGGCCAGAAGUUUGUCAAGUUGGUGAAUGCACCGAACAAAAAGACGUUUGCGGGCCACGAGCCGCUUCGUGUUGGCGUCGUGUUGUCUGGUGGCCAGGCUGCUGGCGGUCAUAAUGUGAUAGCGGGCAUUUUUGACUACGUGAAGCAAUGCCAUGCGGGUUCGAAGUUAAUUGGGUUCAAGAACGGGCCGCACGGUAUCUUCACACACAACUACGUGGAGAUCACGCCAGAGUACAUGGAUCAGUACAGAAACAUGGGGGGUUUCGACAUGAUUUGCUCGGGCCGCCACAAGAUCGAGACGGAGGAACAGAAGAAAGCGUCGAUGGAAAUCUGCGUCAACCUCGACCUCCACGGGAUUGUCAUAAUCGGAGGUGACGACUCCAACACGAACGGAGCAAUCCUGGCCGAGUAUUUCAAGGCCAAUGGCUGCAAGACACUCGUGGCUGGAGCGCCAAAGACGAUCGACGGCGACUUAAAGAAUGAGUACAUCGAGAUUUCCUUCGGCUUUGACACGGCGGUGAAAGUGUACAGCGAGUUGGUGGGCAACCUCUGUAAGGAUGCGGCGACUAACAAGGACCGCUACCACUUCGUGCGGCUGAUGGGGCGGUCGGCCACGAACAUUGGCCUGGAGGUGGCGAUCCAGACGCGUGCUAACUUGCUAUUUGUGGGCGAGGAGGUCCAGGCGGAGAAACGCUCCCUGAUGUCCAUUUGCGCGGAGGUCGCGGACAUGGUGGAGGCACGGCACAAGCUGGGCAAGGACUACGGUGUGGUGCUAUUGCCGGAGGGCCUGAUUGAGUUCAUUCCAGAAGUGGGAGCCCUCAUUUCAGAAAUCAACGAUAUUUUGGGCGACGGCUCUUCGGUCUUCGACAAGACCAAGCUAUGUCCCCAUUCCCUCGCGGUUUUCGAGGAACUGCCUGAGGCCAUCCGCGGUGAGUUGCUUCUCGAGCGCGACUCCCACGGUAACGUACAAGUCGCCAAAAUCGCCACCGAGCGACUCCUCAUCCUCAUGACCACAGCCGAACUCAAGCGCCGCGGCUUCCCCGAGCAGUGCUUCUUCCCCCACGAUCACUACUUCGGCUAUGAAGGUCGGUGCGCCAUGCCUUCCAACUUCGACAGCAACUACUGCUACGCCCUCGGCCACACGGCCGGCGCCCUCAUCGACAACGGAGUAACCGGCUACAUGGCCGUUGUCCGAGGCCUUCACAAGCCCUGCAGCGAGUGGGUGCCUGCCGGUUGUCCCGUAACCAUCAUGAUGAACGUCGAACGCCGCAAGGGCUACGACGUACCCGUCAUCAGGAAAUACCUCGUCGAACUUGACUCACCCUUCUACCAAGCCUACAAACUGGCCCGGGACGCCUGGAAGACACAGGAUUGCUACAACUAUCCCCGCGCCAUCCAGUUCGAAGGACCACUCGCAGACGUAACCAACUUCAUGAUUGAGGUGCCCGCCGCGGACUACCUCGCCGGAAGGACUGGCCUCCGCGGCGCCGACGAAGUUCACGUCGACACCGACUUCGUUAUGAAGGCCCUCGGGCAGCCUGAAGCACACCUGGGUGCAAGCGGUGACGGGUUCGCCGUUACCGGAGGCGCAGCCGCCGACGAGGCUGCGAAGGUGGGUGUGGUUUUGGUGGGUUCCCCAGCGCCAGGUGUGGCGGACGUUUUGUGUGGCGUGACGGCGCGGUUGGGCGACUGCGUGGUGUUCGAGGGGCUGGAGGAGUUGUUGCAGGGCCAAGGUAAGACGGUGGAUGCGGUGGCGGCGCAGAAGCACGCCCACGAGGGCGGUUUCGCGGUGGCUGGUACGAGUCGGCGGACGCAGCUUCCGGGGAACGAGAAGGCGGUGGCGGAGGUGGUGAAGAAAAUGGGAUUGUCGGCGUUGGUGGUGUUGGGUGACUCGACGGUGGGUCAGGCGGUGGGGGCGUUGUGCGCUGUGGUGUCGAACGUUGUGUUCGUGCCGGUUUCUGGCGCGGGUAACGUGGCAGGUGUGCGAGGGCCGGUGGGGUUCGAUACGACGGCGAAGACGUACGCGUCGUUGGUGGGUAACUUGUUGACGGACGCAGCUUCGGCUUCCAAGUACUGGUACUUCGUGAAGGUGAGGGGUGGUUCGCGUUUGGCUUUGGAGGUGGCGGCGCAGACGAACGUAAAUGGAGUGUUAUGCGCGGAGAAGCACACGAGUUUGUCGAGUGCGGUAAAGUACCUGGCGGACCUGGUAGAGAGGCGUGCAGAGGGCGGGAAGAACUUCGGUUGCGUGUUGCUGCCAGAAUCGUGUCUCUGCCGAAUUCCGGAACUAGCGGAAAUGAAGAAGACAAAGAUUGUUCCGGCGGAACUUGCUCCCGCAGCCGUUGUGGAGAGCUUCCGUGCCGCCCUUAACAAGACCACUCCCUCGGGUGCCGUGGACAACAGCGAACUGCCGCUGGACCAGCUGCUGGCCGCUUUGGUCGCGCAGGAACUCAAGGGCCGCGCCUUCAAGGGGAAAUACGCACCUGUCUGCUACUACAUGGGCCUCCAGGCGCGCGCUGCUUGGCCUAGCCCCACGGACUGCAGCCUCGGCCUCGCACACGGCUGCCUCGCCGCCAUGGCUGCACAGUCCAAGGUCUAUGGCGUCAUGACUACCGUCGCCACCGCCGCCAGUUCUGAAAACUGGAAGUUCGGCGCACGGAAAAUUGGCUCACAACUCGAAGCCUGCGCUACCACCGACUUUGAUGAGUACGAAACCUACCUCGCUCACCAACAGACACUCGCCAAAAACGACUUCUACUGCAAUCCCGGCCCUGUGCAGUUCUCAGGCGAAUUCAGCAGACUCAGCCUCCCUGGCACCCAGUAG